Molecule: messenger RNA, 501 nt
Organism: Coniophora puteana RWD-64-598 SS2
Lineage: Eukaryota; Fungi; Basidiomycota; Agaricomycetes; Boletales; Coniophoraceae
Exons: 4
Coding region: 1-501 (166 amino acids)
Source: RefSeq, a predicted model, not a curated record
AUGAGCUCCGACCGAGGCCCUCAAGAGCCACCAUAUCAAGCGCCUACUAGUGGCCGAAGACCGCGACGUCUAGGACACCCUGCUGAGUACUCUUCUUGGUUGGUCUUUUGGCAACACGGACGCCCGACGCGCUCCGAACGAGGCCUUCAAGAGCCACCACCUCAAGCGCCUACAAGAAGCGAAGAUGUCGAUGUCGAGCCUGGUGUCUCAAGGGUCUUUCUCGGCAACACGGACGCCCAAGUCGCUCCGAUCGAGGCCAUCAAGAGUCGCUUCUUCAAAGUUUCUCCUGGCGACACGGACAAGCGACUUGCUCCGAACGAGGCCAUCAAGAGCCACGCAACAAGAGCCCCGCAAAUGGGUGAAGACGGGAAAAUCAGGCGCCCGGCACCGCCUUUGGCGGUGGCUCAUUCUAACCGCAUCCCUGUUCAGUUACAGCUUGCUGGGUUCUGGAAGAUCGGUUUGGCGAGGGUCCGCGUCAUGUCGACUGCUCGUUACCUGUAG